AUGCUGCGCUCUCAAGGAGUACGCCUCCUGCCGUGCCGUCUGCUGCGCGUGGCGCUCCGCGCUCCCGCCGACGACGCCGCGGGCCACCCCGUGUCGCUCGCGGCCUGCUCCCACCACGCGCGGCGCUGGGCCAGGCUCCUGCACGGCGACCUGCACCGUCCGAGUCCGACCGGGCCGAUCGGCGCCGCGGCCGCGGGCUGCCGCUGCGUCGGCGCCUCGCGCGACGGGUGUCUCGCCCUCGUCGCGGGCGACGCCGAGGCGCCCGCGGGGCCGCUGCUGUUCAACCCGUUCACGGGCGAGGAGAUCCCGCUGGACCCGGAGCUUUACGAGCCCGCGCACGAGCGGGCGCCCAAGAUCGUCUUCUCGCCGAACCCCACGCCGCUCGACUUCACCGCGGUGAGCCUGUGCCGGCCCAACAGGGUCGCCGUGCAGAGGGCGUCCGACGGCUGGUCGCACAUCGAGGACACGGGCCCGCUCAUGGACAGGGACGUCGUCCUAGUCGACGUGGCGUACAGCGACGACGACGGCAAGGUCUACUGCCUGGCAAAGGACGGCCAAGUGCACGUGCUCCACCUCAACCGCCGCCGCCGCUCCUGCCGCCGCCGGGUGCCACCCAUGGAGGUGGGGCCACUGCCUAAACUGCCCCUCGGCGCCGUCGUCUUCCCUCCACCGUACGACACUAUCUCCAAGUGCACGGACGCCAAGAACCUGGUGCUCUGCGACGGCGUGCUCUACCAGGUAUGGAGGCGGCCCACUGGCGCUGGCAACGCGGCCGUCGCCGCGCCGACAGGAGGAAUCCAGCGGUGGAUCCACAUCUUUGAGGGCGACGUCUUCGUUCUCAGGUUCGAUCCCAGGAACUGGCCGAGCAGCCCAUGCUGGAGCGUGGUCGAGGCGAAGGAUCUGAGAGGUAGCGCGCUGUUCGUCGGCAUGAACGAAGCAGCGGUGGUGCGCGGCGUGGGUGUGAGCGGCAACAGCGUUUACUACUGGGACGGCCCGCGCGGGGGAGACUACGAGGCUGUGGUCUACAGCUUGGCAACCGGAGCCUCCGUCCGGUGGCCAGCGGCGACGACCGGAGGCGUGUCGAGCCCCGUGUGGUACUUCUUGCCGGCCGGCGAGACCCAGCGUGAGGAACCGGAAGCUACUCAGGUAGAAGCCACGUCGGGGGAAGCAACUUCACCUGAACUUGACGAGGAGGAGCUGGAUCAUAGUGCACAUUGUCUCAAGAAAACCAUGAGCUCGCUCGAACCUUGGUCAGGUGAUUUCCUAGGUGAAGCUACUAGAAGACAAAGAGAAGCGGGGCGUGGAGGCCCAACGAAUCGCAGAGGAGAAGAGGCGACGGAGGGAGAAGUGGGAUCAGGACCACAUGAGGUCUACGCAAGGUGCGCCACCUGCAGAAUGCUCGGCGAGGUGGCGUCUGAUGACACCUUGUGCUCGAGCCAGGACAUGUCAAAUGACGAUCGCAUCACUAAUUGUCAUGAGGAUGAUAGGGACGAAGUCGGCCAGGCGGUGGACUAA
Molecule: messenger RNA, 1515 nt
Organism: Miscanthus lutarioriparius
Lineage: Eukaryota; Viridiplantae; Streptophyta; Magnoliopsida; Poales; Poaceae
Source: the annotation of a GenBank genome assembly